Rasamsonia emersonii CBS 393.64 is the source of this 4581-nucleotide messenger RNA. RefSeq lists its product as uncharacterized. Gene Ontology annotation, cellular component: mediator complex. Gene Ontology annotation, biological process: regulation of transcription by RNA polymerase II. The coding region runs from base 1 to 4581 and encodes 1526 amino acids. Lineage: Eukaryota; Fungi; Ascomycota; Eurotiomycetes; Eurotiales; Trichocomaceae. The record is from RefSeq and is a predicted model, not a curated record. Gene Ontology annotation, molecular function: transcription coregulator activity. The transcript is spliced from 3 exons.
AUGAAUAAUCAAAUAGUCUUCAAACAUGUCGGCCAAGCCCUACAGUCGCAAGGCCCAUUCACUGGAUGGCGCGCCGAAGUGCCCGUCCAGGAAAGGGCUAUGAAGGUCCUCCAAAUGUAUGGAGCUUCUCCAGUCUUACCAUACUGGCUCGAGACUAACGGUGCUUGUUGCAGGAUAAGCUCUCUCCGGCUGAUCCAGCCUCGCGUCGAACUCCAAAAUGCCGUUCAGGCUGCUCUCACCUUUGAGGAGAAAGCCUUCCGUGAGGCAAAUCAAAAGGAGGAUUAUGAGAAAGAGUGCACAAACAAACUUCUGGCCAUUCGAGACACCAGGCUUCGGCAGCAGGCCGCCGUUAUGCAAAGCGGAAUGAUGCAACAAGCAGGUGCUGCCGGUGGCAUGCCGGGAGUCCGCCCAAAUCAAAUCCAACCUCAAUUUACUCCGCAGAUGACCCGACCCAUGCAGUCGUCUCCCAUUCCUGUGCAGCAGCCCAUGGGCAUGGGGAUGAAUAACCCCAACCAGCAAGCGACGUUGCAACAACAGCAGCAACAGCAGCCGCAGCAUCAACAAGCUCAACAUCGGCCUGCGGCCGGGAUGCCAGCAGGGGAUGAUUUGAGCAUGCUGACUCCGCAGGAGUUCGAACAGGUGUCUCGAAUGGCAAACCAGAUCCUGAUGAAGACAUCUCCGGAGGAUCUCGAGAGGCUUAAGAUGAACGUCCAACGGAGUCUCACACCUGAACAGAAGCAGAUGCUUGCGCAGAAGAACAUGGAACCCUUGACCUGGUACCUUCGUACCCAGGCUCUGAAGCAGCUGCGGAUGCGGCGUAACCGGAUGGAGAUGGCUCGUGCCAACGGCGCCAUGAUGGGUGGUGACCCUAUGAUGAAUUCGGCACAGCGGCAGAUGGUACCGAACAUGAUGGGUUUGCAGCGCAAUUCAGCCCUCCCGAUGAACGGGCAGCAGAACCUCGAUCCGACCUCCUUCAUGGGCAGUGUCGAAAAUAUUCAAGGUCAACAAGCGGACGGGCUCCGCUCUCAGGAAGCGGGCCAGCUGGUGGUCCCGGCAAGCACCUCGCAGAUGAAUCCACAGCAGUUUGCCAAUUCUCAUGGGAUGUUUCAAGGUGGUGCACAACAGCAGCUCGGACAGAACGGCCAGCCGAACACCAGUCGGCCUGGUGUCAACCCGCAACAAUUUCUUGCCCAGCAACACCUCCAAAAUGCCCAAAGUGUCCAGCAAGAACGUAUCCAACAGGCCGCUCAAUUUCAGGCACAGUCGCAGGCGCAGGCGCAAUCACAGGCACAGGCACAGGCACAGUUGCAAGCACGCGCCCAAGCCGCCCACAAUGCGAAGAUGGUCAUGACUACGCAAGCCGGGGGUCAAGCCGGUUCUCAGGUGCCCCAGACGCUUCCCCAGCAAAGUCCCGCAAUGUCGAUGUUAAAUCGCCCAAUGGGCCCGCAGAUGUCUCCCGCGCAGACCGCGUCCCAAGGUCGGCCACCUUCCCGACCUCCCGGCAUGGCCGGCCAGCAGCCAGGUAGCCAACAAUCCACGAUGCAGUCUCGACCGCAGAUUCCCCCGAAUCUACCCCCCGCCGUCCAGGAACGCUUGUCGCAGAUGACUCCGGAGCAGAUCAAUGCCUUUUUGAUGAACCACCAGCGUCGUCUUCUGGCUAACAGUCAGGCCAUGGCCAGAGCCAAUGGCCAACAGUCCAUGCUCAUGCAACCCAACAUGUCCCAACCGGGACAGAAUGGACAGUUGGUCAGUGAUCAGAACAUGCGGGCAUCCUUGGCGCUUCAGCAGUCGCUUUCCGGCAUGGGUGGUGCCCAGCCACAGAACCCAUUGCUCCAAGGUCAACAAAUGUCCCAGCAACAGCAGCAACAACAGCAACAACAGCAGCAAGUUCAGCGACAACAGCAACAACACAAUGAAUUUAUCAAGCAGCAGAUUAUGCGGUCGCAGAUGGAUAUGACUCCUGAGCAGAUCCGGGAGAUGGAUCGCGUUCCAUUCCCUCCUCAAAUACUCAACUCGAAUGCGAAUAUGAAUCCGCCAAUACCCAAGACGGUCAAGACAUGGGGUCAGCUGAAGCAGUGGGUGGCCCAGAACCCCCAGGUUCUCGGAAAUGUCGAUCUUCCCAAGUUACUGCAACUCCAACGGCUCCAUCUCGCUCAGACGAUGGCCAGCCGAAAUUCUGACCAAAAUGGACCGUUGAACCAUCUCGGCCCGCCACAACCGUUCAUGCCUCCGCAGAACUUUCGGCCUGGUCAGCCGCAGCAACAGCAGCCUCCGCCAAUCAAUAUUCCUGCAAUGCGACCGAUUACGGCCAAUGAUAUUCAGGCGGCUCGUCAGCGAUUGGGGCCGCAGGCUCAGAAUUUUACGGAUGAGCAGCUGCGGGAUCUGAUCCAGAGGCAUCGCCAGAGGCAGCUCAUGCAACAUGCUCAUAAUCGAGCCGCGUCCCAGGCCGCCGCGGCUCAAGCGAUGAACCAAAGCCAACAGUCGCAGCAACCGUCCCACCCGCAGCAGCCCGCCGCUCCUCAGAAUCCGGCACAACAAAAGCAGCCGCCGUCAUUGCAACCUCCGCCACAAACUCCGCAGUCGAACCAACAGGUGCAGACGGCCCAGGCAGGCGGUGCGAAAGCUCAAGCUCAAGCUCAGGGCGCGAUGGUGGCUGGCAAGAAUGCCAAGGCGGCAGCGGCGAAGUCGACUACCAAGAAGAGGCCUCAUGGCGAUGAGGUGGUCGAAGUUCAAAAUUCCACGACCCAGCCAGCUUCGCAGGCUACCACGACCCAAGCGAGCACGACGGCUACUGCUCCUGCGCGACCCCCGCUACCCUUCACUCGGGAGCAGCUAGCUGCCAUGACUCCUCAGCAGCGGGCACAGCUUGAGGCCCAAAUAAGGCGGCAACAACGGCCGCAAAUCACGAAAGCUGCUGCGGAGGAAGCCUGGAAUCAUCUCCCAGAUAAGCUCAAGUAUCUGUACACGGAGAUGGCCAAGAACACCCCUGCGCCGGAGCCGGUGACUGUCUCGCCGGAGGAUAAGGCUACGAUGGCUCGGCAGCUCCGGGAGUCCACAGAUAUGCUUGGGAGGCUGGACACACUGGUUCAGUGGCUUGCGAAGAUUCCUGGGCAAGAGAAAAAUGUUAAGGUCUUGUUUAGCAUGCGGAUACAACUGAUGAGGCAGUUCAAGGAUCCGGAUUGGUCACUUAAUGACCAAUUCUCCAUUGCGCCCGAAUACCUGAGAAAAUCAAUCGCGUACAUCAAAGGCUUGUUUGCUGCAAUGAUCAGCAGAGUACAGAAUCAGCAGCAGAGUCAGAGGCCAGGAGGAGCCGCUGCGCAGCCGCCGAGCGGCCAGCCCACCAUGGCUCCUCUCAAUGCCACCAACCUGCAGGCCCUUCAACAACAGGAGGAAGCACUUCAGCGGGCUCGCCGAGCACAGAACCAGGCUGUCCCAGCGGCGCCUACGGUUGCACAACCUCCAUUCCCGUUGGGCGCACCUUCUCCGCAGGGAGUUCCACAUGUUUAUGGGCCUGGUGGAUUUUCUCCCGAUAAGUUGAAGAUUCCCCCUUCCAAGAGACGCAAGCAGAGCCAUGCAGGAGCUACCACGACACCAACUACCCCCGGAACUGGAGUCGCCGCUCAAGCGAAACCGGAGGCCUCGAAGCCAUCAGAUGCGGAGGCCAAAUCCUUCACAUGCUCUGUUCCCGAGUGCGAGCAUCACAGCAAAGGUUUUCCGAGUCAGGCUGCCUUGGACAAGCACAUUGAGGAAAGUCACAAAGCUGAGGAACAAAUUGAGGACCCGCUCCAGUAUGCACUGGAUAGUUUCAAAUCUGCCCUGGUCGAUCUUGCGAAAGAAAAGGAGAAGUCCGAAACAAAAGCCACGAAUAAGCCACCGGCAGCCGCUGACGUGCAGCGUGCCGCGACUAAGUCUGCGACCGGCCCCAGUGUCAAGCAGGAAAUCAAGGCCGAGGGCGCGACCCCGGCCACUGCCGGAACGACGCCAAUGGGACGUGUUUCCAGUCAGGCGGGCCCCAAAUCGGUGUCUCCAGCAUCAAAUCAGCUUCCAACACCGCGGAUGGGUGCCGGAAAAGCUCCUUCUUCAAACCGACCAACUCCGAGCAAAGAUAGCAAGAAAGAAUCCGAAAAGGUUACCGAUCAGGUGGUGACCUCGGAGGACGCCCAGUUGAAGGACGGGUGGGCGGACAGUACCGUAUCUCUCGACCUGAUUAGCGAGGUAUUCGAUUCUGCUAGGAAUGAAGACUACUUCGGGCUGCGCGGCGAUCCGUUUGAUGAAUUCCUCAAUGCGGACAUGUUCACUCUGGCGCAGGCUGAAGAUACUCCCGAUUCUGUUGAUAGCGGCGGCGCCGUCACACAGACCCCCAAGGAUGGGGACUUGUCCAGGGAGGACGUGGUCAUCAAGAUUGGCGGACCAGAGGAUGACAACUGGAUUCCCGCCGAUUGGUUCUCUCACCCUGGCCCGCUCGGGGAUCGGAUGUUCAUAGAGGACCCGUGGGUUGACAUUGAUUGGGAGGCUCUUGAACGUAAAGAGGCCGAUCCAAUCAGUGGUGAUGAUGGUGGCCUGACCUUUAUCUCGAGCUAG